This is a messenger RNA of Paraglomus occultum, 348 nucleotides long. NCBI's taxonomy places the organism in Eukaryota, Fungi, Glomeromycota, Glomeromycetes, Paraglomerales, Paraglomeraceae. The record is from the annotation of a GenBank genome assembly.
AUGAAACACCCAAUUUUCUUUUUAUUCUUUGUGUUGGCUACAAUUUCAGUAAUUCAUGCUACUCCUCAUGGAUUAACUAAACGAGCUACUCAAUUCACUCAAUGCGUUACUUUCGACAUUUCCGGAACCGCGCCAAUUGACAUUACCGAAGCUGCUGUUGAAGUCGUUAUUUACGACGAUAACGACUAUUAUCUGCCAGUCAACGGCAACGUUUGUGAACUUUAUAAACAUUGUCCUGUCAAAAAAGAUACCGAGUUUGACUUCCAGUUCUUAAUUAAACCGAAAGAUUUGCCUCAGAACUAUCACAUCGACGUCUGGAUACAUAAUGCAACCUGCUUUGCGCUAUAA